Prorocentrum cordatum is the source of this 1021-nucleotide messenger RNA. The record is from the annotation of a GenBank genome assembly. Lineage: Eukaryota; Dinophyceae; Prorocentrales; Prorocentraceae.
CCUGGGGGGCGGCGCUUCAGGCUCGGCUGGAGGCGGGGGUGGCCUCCCCGCGGAGGGCGGCGACCUGUUCGCCAGGCUUGCCGGCAGCCCUGCAGUGCAAAAGCUUCUGCGAACCGUAUUGGACAAUAUCGUCGAUAACCCAGGGGAGAAGAAGUUUCGCUGCAUCAAGGACGCCGCCGUGCGGAAGCGCUGCGGUGAUGGAGACGGCAGCUAUCUUCAGGCCACUGCGGUCAUGGUCUCCCUUGGUUUUGUCGUGGUGGACAGAGGGGAUGCGCCCUGGUGGAUGUUGUCCGCGGAACCUGACGGGGGGCAGCUGGAGCGUCUGCGAGACGCGCAGCGGCGGCUCGGUGCCGCGUCCGAGUCCGCUGCCGCGGCACAGGAGGUGUCCUCGCCUGCGCUACCAGCGCACGGCCUCACAGUAUCACUGGGCGACCUGGCGCGGCCAGCAGUUAUGACCGUGGACACGCCGCACGGCUCGAUCUGCGUGGUGGGGUAUCCAGAGACUUGCGUGCAGCUGGUCAGCGCAGCGGAUUUCCCGUGCUGGGCCGCAGGAGGCAGUGGCAGGCACCGCGGCCGCCCGACUGGCCUGCAGGGCGAUCACCGCGCCCUGCUCAGCGUUUGCAACCUUUGCGAGGGCUUCGGCGUCGCCGCCCACUGGAUCGACUGGCAGGGCAGCGAGAAAACUGCUCCGAACCUCGUCAGCCAGCCCCAGAGGUCCGAGAUGGUUCAGACGUGGACGCUGCACAGCUUCUCGCUGCGCUUGCACCCCCAGCAGCAGGUAGUGCUCGGUGGGGUGCGCGUCACGGAGCGCCCGCACCACACCAGCGGGCAUGUGGUCGUCUUCGUUACCCGCGGGAGCCCGGACUCCUUGGACCUCGCUGCGCUUGCGAAGAGGUGCCAACGCACCAUGGAGGUCGCUGGCGACGACCCGCGCGAGCCCCCCGAGGGAGCGGGGCGCCAAGGCUACCGGCCCGCGCCCCCGCCCCCAGGGGCAAGCCGCGGCAAGUUCUGGGGCAGCUAG